Molecule: messenger RNA, 2195 nt
Organism: Electrophorus electricus (electric eel)
Lineage: Eukaryota; Metazoa; Chordata; Actinopteri; Gymnotiformes; Gymnotidae
Source: RefSeq, a predicted model, not a curated record
AAAUAUGAGGCUACCAACUGGUGUAAAUGGGCAUAAAGUUCUAGUGGAGCGUUUCUGCUUCUUAAUACUAAAAACUAGUAGUGCUAUUGAAGUUCGAGAUCAAUUUAAGGCACAAUAUGUACUUUAUGGCAAAAUACACUUCAUUGUUUAAGAAUAUCCUGUUUUGUCAUGGUGAAAUAGUAAUUGCAUGUGUGUUGUGGGAGUACAGGCAAGGAGAUGGUGGAUUAUAUUCGGCGAUAUCUGACUGAGAUCCGCGAGAGGCGUGUGAUUCCGGACGUUCAGCCGGGUUACAUGCGGACCCUGAUGCCCGAGAGUGCACCCAGUGAUCCUGAGCCAUGGGACUCUAUCCUGCAGGACGUGGAGAGUGUCAUCAUGCCUGGGGUGGUCCACUGGCAGAGCCCUCACAUGCAUGCAUAUUUCCCAGCACUGAACUCAUGGCCAUCUCUGUUGGGAGACAUGCUGGCUGAUGCCAUCAACUGCCUUGGUUUCACCUGGGCAUCAAGUCCAGCUUGUACAGAGCUGGAAAUGUGUGUGAUGGACUGGCUGUGUAAAGCUCUUGGCUUGCCAGAUCAUUUUCUGCACCAUCACCCAGAGAGUCGUGGAGGGGGAUACUACAGCACUGUGAGUGAGUGCACACUAGUUGCUCUGCUGGCUGCCCGAAAAGACAAAAUUCUACAACUAAAGAGCAAAGAAUCAUCCACAGACCCCCACGCAGACACAUCUGAAGAUACUCUCACAGACAUGGAUGAAUCCAUACUGAACUCCACACUUAUUGCCUAUGCCUCUGACCAGGCUCACUCCUCUGUGGAGAAGGCUGGGUUAAUCUCACUAGUGAAGAUCAGGUUCCUGGAAACAGAUGAGAAGUUCUCCCUACGUGGCGAAACACUUGAGAGAGCCAUCCAGGAGGACAGAAGGAGGGGUUUACUGCCUGUUAUGCUCUGUGCUACCUUGGGCUCUACGGGUGUGUGUUCCUUUGACUGUCUAGACGAGCUGGGACCCAUAUGUGCUCGAGAGGGUCUCUGGCUACACGUGGAUGCUGCCUAUGCAGGCUCUGCUUUUCUGUGUCCAGAGCUGCGACACUUCCUGUCUGGGAUGGAAUAUGCAGACUCGUUUGUUUUCAACCCCUCCAAGUGGAUGAUGGUGCAUUUCGACUGCACUGCCUUUUGGGUGAAAGAUAAGUUUAAACUCCAGCAGACAUUCAAUGUUGAUCCUCUGUACCUGAGACAUGAUAACUCAGGAGCUACAGAUUUUAUGCACUGGCAGAUCCCGCUGAGUCGCCGGUUCCGCUCGCUGAAGCUGUGGUUCGUGAUGCGCUCCUUUGGCCUGAGGAAGUUGCAAGAUCACAUCCGGCAUGGUGUGGAGAUGGCCAAACUGUUCGAGUCACUGGUCAGGAGCGAUUCAAACUUCCAGAUCCCAGCAGAGAGACACCUGGGACUUGUAGUCUUCUGCCUGGUGGGGGGAAACGGCCUGACUCAGGAGCUGCUGAGGAGGUUGACCCAGUCUGGCUGCAUGUUCCUGAUCCCAGCUGCCAUUGGCACCAAGCUCAUUAUCCGCUUCACCGUGAUCCAGUUCACUAAAGUUGAGGACAUCCAACGGGACUGGGACCUGAUCCAGCGUACGGCCGCAGAGCUUCUGCAGCCGGGCCUCUGUAUCCGCCUUCUCUCCCUGGCCCUGGAGAACCAUGUUACUGCUGACACAACCAACGCCGACACAGAGCAAGAAACGCUGUGGCUGGAGCAGGAAGUGGGGAACCUUGAUGCCCAGUCAGCUGAGGGCACGGUGAGAAUGGAGCCAAUGAUAGACAAACAUUUGGUGCAUCAGGGCCAGAGGCGAGCCAUCCGUUCGAUGAGCUGCAGUGCUGAACUCCCGCCUACCAGGCCUGAACCGGCCUCCGUUCUAAAGGAGGCUCCUCCGUCUAGCACCCUGGCACAGAUCCCAGAGAGUCCUGUGGAGGGGCGACGAGGACAUAAGCGUUUGCUGAAGUUUAACAGUGUGCCAAGCCUAUCCCAGGGCUGGGCCCAGUGCGCCAUGCAGCAGAUCUACCGGCCCUUCCAGCGGCCCUGGAUCACCAGCAGAGCAAGCUGCUUCAACUGCUUCCCUCUCACACAACCCAGCCCCCUGCCCACCAAGUAGCGCGCACGCACACAGCCCAGUCCCCUGCCCACUAAGCACAUGCACACCCACACACCCACACC